UUGGAUGGCGGCGCUCCUAGCGCGCAAGCCGCACCGUCCGACGCGGAUGCAGUUACGGGAGCGCAGCGCGACCCAAUGCAACUCGACGAACGUCGCAUAUCCGGAGCCGGAUCAAACGUCGAGGCCUGGGCAAGUGGUGCGUGUGCGUGUGUCGCCUCAUCUCCCUCUCGCCUGUGCGCCCGUGGAACGCGCGAGAGAACAACGGGGGAGUGACGGGUAAAAGACGGAAGCAAGAAGAAACCCCCGGAAAAAAAGAAACGAACACGAAAGAAGAAGAAGAAGAAGAAGACGAAGAAGACGAAGAAGAAUAAAGAAGAACGUCGGUGUUAUUCGUCGAUCGUGUUUAUACGCGUAAAUAAAACAAAGGAUCAGCGCGGUGCUAGAGAGGGAUAAGAGAAAACUAAGAAGAGUGCAAGAAGGGAAGAAACGCACGCGAUCAUCGCGAAACGAGGAGCCCGUGCGUCGAGUCCUAGGGGAUAAUAAAGAAGGAAAAAUCGUUGCAUCGGGCCGCCGCGUCGCGCCGAUCGAGACGAGUCGCCGUGUUUCUCGCCGUCGUCGUCGUCGCUGUUGCUGAAUGUUGUGUUGUGCACGCGCACCGCGGUUCGCGAUUCGUACUUACGCUCUCGCCGGCGCGUAACAAACACGUCGCGCGUAUUUUUCGGCGUGCCGGUGUAACCACCAGGAGGCCGUGAGAAGGAAACGUAGCGAGCCGGUCGAGACGACGUUCCCCGGCGAUCGUAGUCGACGUUGACCUCGUGGCUGCCGGGAUCCGUAGGUCGAUAGAGAUCGUUCCGUGGCGCGGAUCCGUCGGUUUGGUGGAAUCGCGCGCGUCUCAAUUUCCCGUCGCUCGGCGAAUCGAAUUCCCCGUUGGAGGAAACGGAAAGCGGGAAGCGGAAAACGGAAAACGGAAAACGGAAAAGGGAAAACGCCGCCGGAGAGACUAAGCGAGCCAGAAGCGAAGAGAGUAAACGGAGCGGCGCCCCCGAGGAUCGGAAGGAUCGAACGGAGGAGAGCAACAGGCUCCUUGCGUGGAAGGAAGACGGUGGAGGGGAGUCGGUACAACUGAAGAGUUCGGUGCAACCGUCGAUUCCGUUUCGUUAGUUCGCGCUCGCUCAAUCUCCUUUUUCGUACGCGUCUCGCGGUCUUAGAGCGAGCGAGCGAACCGCGUUCCUCGCCGGAGACCUUGUCGGUUCGCGGUCGCCUGUGUUUCGUUCGCGUUCUUUGUCCCUGUUCUGUACACGGUGCGUGAAAGGAAAAGCAACGCGGGACAACCGCUCGCCUAGACUACCGAUUUCCCGUACGAAAUGUCCAGGAAGAUGAUCGUGGAGCGCGGCUACCGGCUCGCCGCGAGUGUCGCGAGCCGCCUCGAACGACUCUGAGAGGAAGGAGCCGCGCAUCUACCGUGGAUCGUUCUCCCAACGGAGAAGAAGGAAGUGCAGCCUGUAUCCGUGAUUCUUCCUGUCGCGACAGUGACGUCCGGUGAAUUUCGGUCGGAAGGAAUCCCCGCGAGAGGAUCAUCAUCGGCGGGUCGAGCGUCCAAGGCGAAAUUGGAUCGAGCGAAAGGAGAGCAACGACGGAGGAAGUAAAAAAGAGGACUUGCCGUCGGCAACAGACUGCACUCUCGCACCACUCAGGGCGCAAGCGUGCACGUGUGUUGUGCGUUCCCGUGCCCUAACCCUGUCUCAGCACGAGGGAGUAGUCGUUUCUCCGCGGUCCCAUCCCUACUCCGCCAGCAUCGCCGCCGUUGCCGCCACCGUUAUCGCCACCGCCAUCGCCACCGUCACCGUCGCUGCCGUCGGCUCGCCAUCCCUCCGACGAUCGCGAAGAAGCGCCGCCACAGCCGACGUAACGACGCCGGCGACAACGACGACGACGACAGCGACGACGACGACGACGACGACGACGACGAGGAGUAGGAGGGGGACGAGGACGAGGACGAUAACGACGACGACUACGAGGACGAGGACGAGGACGAGGACCACCAACGGGCCCCCACCAUCGGCCCUCGACGACUUUGGCGGUUUCUGGCUUACGCUACGUCACGCGUGACGUCGCUCCCGGCGCGCACGUUCGAGCGGCAGUGUGCACGCACGCUAACUUUACCCCUUCGCGUCCUCCUCGCAAAUUCACCCCACGUUCAAGCCGCGCGCUGAACAACAGAGAAACACCGAACGGAAGAACGACCAACGGAAUCGAGAGGGGAAGAUCGAAAAAGCCGGUCAACCGAAGGAACAAAGAAGACCAUCGCCAGGAGGAAAAGAACCAGGAGGCGGAGGAGAAAGAGGAGGACGAGGACGAGGACGACAACGGCGACGACGACGACGACGAGGACGGAGGACGGCCGGCGGCGGAGGGGGUGGAUAUCCACGCGGGAACACGAGGCAGGCGCACCCGGCCGGCACGCACACACACACAUUCUAAGAUGUGAUUUCAAAAAUGGCGGAUUGCCCCUAUGCCCGCUGCAUACAGGAACGCAGACACAUCCGACGGGAGCUGCUGCGAUGGACAAAGAAUAUGGUCUUCGUAGUCGGUCUGGAACGGGUAGCGGAGGAGUUGAUGGGCCGUAGGAGAUGGAAGCAAUAUCAGGACACCCUGUACAGCGGUACUCGCAGCAGCGAAUCACUGACGACACAGCCCCACCACCGGCUCUACCCGGCGUUCUCGUCGUCCUGCGACCCGGUACCCGGGAACUUGGAACAAAUUGGCCCGCGUACGCUACAUCCUGCGUCCUCCUCGUUACCCACGACGAUAACGACGACAACGAGCACGGUGUCGGCUGCAGCGACGACGACGACAACACCGCCAACGACGGCGGCGGCGACGACGACGACGGGUUUGGUCAAGCAGGACAGCUUGCAGAGGCAUACCCUGCAGAACCAUCAUCACCUACAGUCCUCGGCGCAAGAUCAUCACCGCCAUUACCAGCAGCAGCAGCAUCAGCAGCAUCAGCAGGAGGACCAGCGUCGCCUCAGGCCAGACGAGGUGAAGGUCGAGGUCGGCGAGGACGAGUUUGCGAACGGUGUCGGGCGAGAGGAAUCUGCAACGAAAACAACGGACACAUCGACAGCGACGACGGUAACGGCGUCAACGACGGCGACAACGGGAACGAGCAUCGUUACCACCACCAGCAGCACCGGUACCGGCACGAUAGCGACGAUCGCGUCGGCGAACACCACGGCUACCAUGACCACGGGAACGACCACGAUUCCGACCAGGCGAAGACGCAAACGCCGGCAGAACGACGGGGACGGUGCCACGGACGACAGGGAGGACGACGACGAGAACGAGGAGGAGGAGGAGGGACGGGGGCAGAACGAGGCGGAGAAGCGGCUGAAGCUCGAUCAGGAUGCGGACAGGCCCAUCAGCCCUCUCAGGAGAGACAAGGACCGAGCAACUCGGGAUUAUUCGACUGGCAACGCUACCGACACGGAAGGGACCAAGGAACGAACGGAAGAAGUCGCGUUGGAGCGGACACCGGUAACGCAGGGCUUGCUGAGAGUGAAGAAAGAGGAGGAGUUGCAGGAAGUGCCAGGUUCUGAGGGCGGCCCAACGAUAUUGACGACACCGGCGCCGGAUUCGGAUGGGACCAGGUCAGGGUUGUCGUGUCGGGAGGUUGACGCGGUCGCGAGGAACACUGUGGCGCCGUGUCUGAUCGGAGGACGACGCAUCAGCCCACCCCCGGAAGACUGGAAGCCGCUGGACAAGUGUUACUUUUGUCUCGAUGGCAAGCUGCCGCACGAUGAUCAACCACCCCUCAGUCCGCAGAGCGACAGCAGCAGCAGCUCGCGAUCGGCCGAGUCACCGAUGUCGGUCCAGGUGGAUCCGAUGGCGGCUUCCGUGGUCGCCGCGGCUCUCAGCGGCACCUAUCCCACCCUGCUACCCCAGUGGUGUCUACCACCAAGGGAGGCGCCUCUCGUUGGGGUGCAAGCUCAUCAGGACAGCGCAACGCCGGUCGACCAACCGCUCGACCUCUCGGCCAAACCCAAAAAUUCUCAGGACAACAACAUAUCUCUAUUGGAGCAACAGAAAAUACCUCUAAGGAUGCCAGCAGGUAUCGACCCCAAGAGUAUCUUUACUUCGUAUCGCGCGAAACCGCGUAUGACCGGGCCAGUGUCGACCGUGGCGGCGGCAGCAGCUGCGGCAGGGGUCGGUGGUGUCCCCGUGGUGGGUGCAGGGGGUGGCCGGAGGACCUACACCGAGGAGGAGCUCCAGGCCGCCCUUAGGGAUAUCCAGAGCGGCAAGCUCGGUACACGAAGGGCGGCCGUGAUCUACGGAAUACCGCGUAGCACCCUGCGCAACAAGGUCUACAAGCUUGCGAUGGAGCGCGAAAGGGACGCGUCCCUGACUAGCACCCACUCACACCCUCACGAGUCCGGCGCCCCAGCCACCACCACCACCACCAUCACCACCACCACCACCACAACUACUACUACUACUACUACUACUACUACACCACCAAAUACGACCCAAAACGCCUCCGCGACCACUCCGCCCCCGCAAGUGGAUGAGGUGGACGACAAGGAACUCUCCGGAGCCGAAGAGGAGAAAGAAGUCGAAAAGGCCCUGCUGAAACCGUUGUUGUCUCUGGAAGAUCUCGUCAGGUUCUCCGCUCUCGAAGGAGGCGGCGGGGAUUCCUUAAGGACUUUGCUUCAACGGGGACAGGAGACGGGGACCGAGUGGCCGGGCCUCGAACACGCGAAUAUCGGCCCGUACAUACAGAAGAUGCUUGCCGCGGCCGCGCCUUUCAAAGGUCUGGAGACGCAAGACUAUCGCAUUCCAGAGGUGAUGAGGAGGCUGAUGAGCGAAGACAAGAGGCUAAACAAGAGCGUAAACGGGGACCAGUCGCAGUCGCAUCAUCAGCAGUUUCAUCACCAGCAGUCCCACGGGACUCACUCGCAGGCGCAGACGCAGUCGCAGUCGCAGGCGCAACAGCAACGCGGACCGAUCACCAACGACGACUUCAAUCCGAACAUCGAGGAGGAGGCGAGCGACAGUGGUCAAGGUAGAGCUAUUCUGAAGAUUCCGUCCUACAAGCCCGCGAGCACCCCGGGAUGUUCGAGCAAGAACGGCGAACCAACUUCCGCCGCUUUCGCGCAAGGAUUCGCGGCCGCGGCCUCGAGUCCGGGCCUCCUGGAGCGGGCCUCGCCCGCCUUCUCCGGCACCAGCAGCCCGACCAACUCGCUCGUGGGGAAGACGGUAGCCGUCAACUUCCGCGACGUGAUCGCGAAGAGCAUCAGCGUGAAGUUCCAAGAGGGCCAGCCGGUUACCUCGGCCGGGAUGCCCGGAUGCCAGUCCGCCGGGGUGGUGCAGUCGCAGCAGACGAUGAUGACGGACAGUCCGUUCAAGAGAGGUAGAUACACGCCGCCGCAGCCGGCGACGCAACAGGCGCAAUCGCAGCCGAAGCCGCAGUCCCAGGAAGCGAACAAACCGAAACAAGCUACCGGUGGCAAGGGAACAAGACCGAAACGCGGCAAGUACAGGAACUACGACAGGGAUAGCCUGGUCGAGGCUGUACGCGCCGUUCAGCGGGGCGAGAUGAGCGUGCAUCGUGCAGGCAGCUAUUACGGAGUACCCCACUCCACCCUCGAGUACAAAGUUAAGGAACGGCACCUCAUGAGGCCAAGGAAGAGGGACCAGAAGCAGCCGGACGACAAGGCGAAAGAGACGGCGGCUGUGGCGGCGGCGGCGGCGGCCGCCAACAUGCGACCGGGCACAGCCGACAAGAAGCCGCAGCUGAAGCCGCAGAAACCGUUCACACCUCCCGGCGGUAUACCGGGGCCCAACGGACUAAAGAUGCCGCCGUUCAUGGAGGGCAUGCCCCAUUUACCGUUCGGGCCGUUCAACUUUUGGAAUCCGACGCCGUUCAUGCCGUCGCCGUUCAUAACCGGGGCGCCGAACGUUCCGGGGAUCCUGCCGGAGCAGUACUUCGCGACGAGUCGGAUACGCGGGCUGCAGGAACAGCAGAGGAACGCGGCGAUGGUGCAGCAACAUCAGCAGAGGGACAGGGACGGGAUCGGCGUGGCCGCGACCACCGCGGAGUCGCCGGGAACCUCGAAUUCUCGCGGUACACCGAUGACGAAGACGCCGCGGGAGGUGACGGAGAGCCUGUACGACGGCUCGGGGGCGAACGGCAGUUUCCUGGACAAUCUGAUCAGGUCGAGCCUCGAGACGGGAAUCCCCAGGGACCAGAGGGCGAUGGCGGAGGGUAGGAACCAACAACAAUCGUCCUCGCAGCAGCAACAGCUACCCGAAUCGAUGAGGAGCAAAGCGUUGAUCGACCAGCUGUGCAGGAACUCGAGGAGGACGCCGGUGCCGCGGCUGGCACAGGACAGCAGCGAGGACGAGAGUUACAGGGGACCAUCGGCUGCUGGGAGGCCAGUCCCGGAGAGGCCGGAACGCGUGCCCACCGUCGAUCUAAGCCCGUCGCCGUCGGAACGGGGCCGCACCGACGACGGCAGCGACCGAUUGACCUCGCCACCGACGCCGCUUUCGGUAUCGAGGGCCGGCAGCAGGGACGACGAUCGCAGCAGCAGGGAACGCGAGGUUCACAACGGUGGACAAGAGGAUCGCGAUAGAAAGACUCUGACCGUUCAGCAGCAGCAGCCGCCGCCGCCGCAGCAGCAGCAGCUGAAUCACUACCCGGACUUACUCUACGCCGUAUCAACUGACAAAAAAAGUGCCUGUGAUAGUAAGCUUAUAGUAGAUCAUUCGAGCCAGAAGACUCAGCAGCAACAACAGCAGCCGCAAACGCAGCCGCAGCCGCAACCGCAGCAGCAGCAGCAGCAGCAGCCACAGCAGCUGCCGCAGCAGCAACAGAAGGAGUACGCUGCCGUGAGCGGACUGGUCGUGCAACUGCAGCGGGGCUACAAUACCGGGAACAGCAGGUCCGGUGAGCAGACCAACAGCCAGCAGUCGGCGGAUCAACGCGGUCCAGCGAUCAGUAUGGAAGACUCCGUUGAGCAGUAGAGAAAAGUCGGUAUCGUUGAUCAGUAAAGUAUAGAGUUAACGAGAAUACGGAGAAUAAGGUCCGUAUACAGUAAGCCCAUUCCCGCCCGAUGCUACGGCAUUUCACGCAACGCGUCCUCGUCGCGCGCCGCGGGCGCGGGGAUGCUCGCCCUCUCGCCUCCUCCUCGUUUUCGAGGAGCUUCGAUUGCACACGCUCCUUCGGUUUUCUUCUUAUUCUCCGUUGGGCGUGCUACGAGAACGGGAAUCCGGCGUGUUCCUCGCGAACAGCCGGGCCUCGAGAGCACGACACUCGGUCGGUUUGGCUAUGAAAGCAAACGCGGACCGUUUCGAGGCGAGGGGCGUGAAUGGCGAGCGCCUCGUCCGCCGGUCGCGGGGACCGAGGAACGAUUCAAUAACGCGAAACGUGGCACGAAACGGUAGCAGCCCCAGGUAGCCUGACCCUGCCCUUUCCAUUCGGAAGCUCCUUGUUGAACGUCGCGAGGCAAGUUCGAAAACAGGAAACAAAAGGGAACGAAGAAAACGUGUAACGAAAACGCGUAAGCGCUACCCAACCAACCAACCACCCGUCAACCCACUGCGAUUCCAUCAGUUAUACGUAUCCGGCAGUCGAUCACCGUCCAGCUGACGGUAGGUCGUACCGGAAGGAACCCUUUCGACUAUGGCGAUAUUUCGAAUCGAAGAAAACGCAAGAAACGGAUACAAAGCACGAUGCGAUGUUAUUGUACCGAACACUCUGACACCGACACACGUACACGCACACGCGCACACGGACACAUAGGACACACCGGUAGACACACACGUACACCCUCGUUCGAUGAGACACUUUGACACACGUAACACGCUCACACGGACGCCUCUGACACCCUCGGAUACGCAGAUGUGCCGUUGGCGCGCACGCACCACGGCGAUCUACGCGAUAUCCAGGCGAAGAAAAUACAAACGGUGAACACGUAAACGAGCAGCACGUCAAUAGUCCGCGCGUGCACGCGUUUCCGUAGGAAAAAUACGCGUUGGGUAGGAGCGCGCGAUUCAAUUUCCGCGAGGGUUGCCCCGGCCGACUACGCGCGCGGAAACGUCGGCCGUCUAUCGUAGGCUUCUCCGAGAACCGUGCGAGAACACGAGGACAAACAAAAUGCCGACGCAACAACUACAAAAAAAAAAGUAAAAAAAAAAUUAUGAUAAACAACAACAUCAUCAACAACAACAACAACAACAACGUAUUUUUUCCUCUAUCGAUGUAAAACUACCUAAAAAUGCAAACUUAUUACCUACACUACUAACAUUACUUAACUCGUAAGGAGCAACAUAAUUAUAUAAGGAAUGAUAUAUUAUAUAUAUAUACAUAUAUAUUUUUGGUCAUUACGAACGUAAAUGCGAAACGAGAACGAGGCCAAGACUUUUGUUGGCGCGCGUAAUAGGUGACGUUUUUUCAUAAGGCGACAAUAUUUCUCUAAUCUCGGUUAUUUCAAGGCUGGCGUUCGAUAGAAACGCGUCCCUCGUCGCAAAACGGGUCGCGCACGUAGGAGGAACAUUAAACGAAGGGAGGAAGGAAAGACGAAGCUAUUUAGGAAAACGAUGGGAGUGGGAGGGGGAGACGGGGAUCUUCGUCGAUGAGGAGAAACGCGUUCGUGGUUUCUUCGCGAUGUCAAACGAUUAACAGAGAUUCGUGUCUCUUUGGACAAAAAGGAAAAGGAAAAAAGGAAAAACACUUUUAUCGAUAAACCGAUACUCUGAAGGGAAUCGGAGAAACGGACGCGAGAAUUACCGGGAAGAAAUCGCGGAACGUUCCGCUCGUAAAAGUUUUAUUUUCGAUCCGGGAUCCUUCAUCGGCGAAGAUCGUUCGGUUUCAUGGGAUUCGGGGUGAAGCUACGACGAACGACGAUAGGAAGAGACGAAACAGCAGAGACGCAUAGGUUUACAAGGGACUUCGAGGGAAUGAAUUAUAAAACUGUGUAGGCGCGCGCUUGCUCUCGACUCUCGGUUUCUGUCUUUUACCGAAGUGCUGAAUAUUUUCUUACGCGCGACGAUUACGCCGACAUUUUGAUACGAACGCAAAUUUUCUACCGCGUAGAGAAAGAGAAGCAGCGACAAAGGGCGGCACUCGUAGUAUUUCUUCGCGAGGAAAACGUACGCUCGACGCUCAAUAAUCCACCACUAUUCCGAAAACUUUUUCGUUGACCUUUUCGCCGGUUUCUCGCCCGCCAACGCCCAGACAAAAACGAAAUUCUUUUCGUUCGCUUAUCGACUUUUUCUACGACUCGCCAUCCAUCGCAAUUCUCGAUCGUGUACGUUUUCCUCUUGGCGGCGAAAAGAAGACAAAAGAAAAAACGUAGCCAAGUUAGGUAAGGUCCUGUCAUCGUUCUCAAGGGAGUUUAGAAAUUUUCACUUCAAGUACCACCACAAAACCGCAAAGUUUACGCGUAAUUUUCGUCAGAGAUUUCGAACGAAUUUUUAAAGCUCUUAUCGACGUUUAGCGAUUUUUCAGGGGAGUCCUCUAAUUUGCAAGGAUCGUAUCGCAUCGUUGAACAGGAACGAGAGUUUCCACGAUCGAUUUCGAUCGUCGUUGUUCGAGCAACCACAAAGAACGCCAGUCCCUCCUCUUUUGACUAAUUUUUUCGCAGAUUUACUCACGAGCGUCGUGCGCGCGACUAUCGAGGUAUCUUCUCGUAUUUUCGAUUAGAGAAUUCCGUUCGACAGGAGAUCCUUGACUAGAUGAACACGUCGAACAAGUGGCGAUUUCGUUGUUUCGCUAGUUGAUAGUAGCUGAGAAGACGGUUGGACCAAGACGAAAUCGACGAAGGCGGAUUCGAUGCAGAAUGAUUCGGUAGACAACAACAACAACAACAAAAAAAAAUGAAAUAAAAAAAAAAACAGAAAGAAAAACACGCGUAGAAACGGACCGCGCGACAGAAACAGAAACAGGUGACGUUCGACGCGUAGUUUCGCGGGUCACGAUUUUCCGUCUUUCUCGAGUACCGAGGAGGAUCGUUACAGUUGGUCGUAUAAAGGACAAAGACAAAGGAAGCGAAAAGAAUAAAUCCACGCACUCAUCUCACGACUCUCUUUAAGUAAAGUAACGACUGAAAGACUCUAGGCUGUACAUAAAGUAUAAGGCAUGUAUGUUCGGUGUUAAUGCAAAAAUUCCUUAUUAACGCAAAAAAAAUUAUACCUUACUCGAAAAAAAAGUAAAUCGUGUAAGCAAGGCUACUCUCUCGGUGUUUUUUGGAACUAAACUUAAAAUUUACCCUAAACUUAAAGCAAAAAAACCGUGAAUUAAGAGGUUACUUCUAAAGGCGAUGAAAAAAGGGUGGAUGCGCACCCCACGCAGAGAAUGCGCGUCGGAAACAAAAAACAAGUUAUUGAGUGUAAACGUUAAGGUCUCCUUAGGGUUAAAGAAUAAUAAAUAAAAAUAAAAAAAUGUGAAUCGAGCUGAACAGCAGAAAAAAACACAAGCGAAAAGCAAGCACUAAUCAUGAUUGUGUGUAAACGUAAAUUUAAACUUUCCUUCUAACCCCCUGUGUCCACUGAAUCACCCCCUUUCUAAUCGCUCACCAAAACCGACCACCCGCUUCGCGUCAAAGUGUAAAAAAAAUCGUUCGGUGUGAUCUUAAACUACUCGAUACCUCGAAAGAAACAAACAAAAAAUACUUUUUUCUAAACUUUCACCAGGCACUACACCAAAAGAAAAGGAAUGAUAUUUCUUACACUCGUUCCAACCACCGUCCCCCCCCUUCCUCCCGGCCCCUGCCUUCCACCCUUAACCCACCUCGCCCUUUGCCGAAAAAAAAAAGAAAACUUUACACACAGCCCCUUGUAAUCGAGCCUCCUUCGCCCUUUCCGACCCCCGUGAAAUCCAGUUCACCGACACACGCCCGAGAUAACAACAAAAAAAAAAAAACAAAUUGCCCGAUAUACCCUUUACGAAAGAUUUAUCGUUAGAUGUGAAAAAUGAAUAUUUAUCGUGCGGAUGAUUGUAAAACGUGCGUACACUAUGAUUGUCGUUAAUUCAAUUACGGUUACGAAGGUAUACGUCGCGACGUUCGAUUCGCGUUCUCUGAGCCAGGAGUCGGUUAUCGUCACCGUUGAUCGUACGCCGAGACGCAAAAUCGACCAUCUUCCCGUCGCCCAGGCGUCUCAUCGCUUCCGGCGGUCUCUCUCGAUUCGUCGUCAACAUUUCGGGCCAAAUAUCCGAGCAUCGGGGCUAAUUUUCGAAGAAACAGCCAAAUUUUUUGUACUUUCGACACGUCGACUUCAACGCACAAACGACUCUUUCGUAAAAUUCAUAAAGCGCGAAUGAUUAAACGUCUUUUUCCCUUCGGUGGACCGGGGCGAAUAAAGUGACGUUCACCGGGUCUGGCGACGACGGGCAUCGACUCCUGCGGACGUUCGAUACGCGAGUUAAACCACGAGUCUCGUCCGCGUUUCGUUUUCGAACCGGGACGAGCGGAUCGCGACGAUUGGGGACGAUCGGCGCUAACGAUUUUUCCCAGUGACACAGUCGCGUCAACGUGUCUGCCGCAGCAGCGAUUUUUCGCGUUUACCGGGCCGGAAUGUCGCGUUCCCGGCUCCGGAGGUGUUCUCCCGCGGGAUACGAGCAGAGAGGAUUACUGCGAAAACGAGAGAAAAAAAGAAAAAAGUGAAAAGAAACGCACGAAAAGGAACACGUUUUCUAGAAAGGUGGUUCUCUAUUAUUGCGGGGAAUAUUUACGUAGGAAACGAUUGGAUAUAACGUUCUGUGAUUUUAAACAUUAUCGGUGAUCGGGGAAACCUCUGUCCAUUGGUUGUCGUAGCUCGUUCUAGGUGAAAUUUUCGUGAUCGAAAUUCGUUUUUUAAUGGAAACGUAGAGACUCGCGAGUAGGUGGGGUAUGGGAGUUUAUUAGCGAAAUCGAAGGGGACGACGCACAGGCUAGGGCAGAUAUCGUUGCCAACGCGACUGUAGGAAGAGUGUCGAUUUUCGUUUUUCUUUUACGGGGGAGACGGCGGGACCAGAACGCGAGGUCCGUGCGAAAAAUCGUUCGGCUCCGGGUCGCCAUUCUCCCCGUAGAUAUUUCCAACGUUUCUUUCUCUCGAAAGUAUCUGUCGGAGUCGAGAGAGAAGGAUGCUUUCGACCGUGGAUUUCCGGCCGUCUCCCUCCACGUCGCGGGCGAUACGCUAAAACGAUCCGGCGAGAGACGGAUUGGUCGAAA
This is a messenger RNA of Colletes gigas, 12152 nucleotides long. RefSeq names its product mushroom body large-type Kenyon cell-specific protein 1 (gene Eip93F). NCBI's taxonomy places the organism in Eukaryota, Metazoa, Arthropoda, Insecta, Hymenoptera, Colletidae. The record is from RefSeq and is a predicted model, not a curated record. Gene Ontology annotation, cellular component: nucleus. Bases 2437 to 6966 code for a protein of 1509 amino acids. The transcript is spliced from 10 exons. Gene Ontology annotation, molecular function: DNA binding. Gene Ontology annotation, biological process: regulation of transcription by RNA polymerase II.